UUAAAAAUGCGUACAUUAUCAAAGCUCAUACAUUGUCAAAGCUCAGGAGGAUAAAAAAACAAGGGUUAUGGAUUAAAGCGUUCACCAUUGCGGAGGUGACUGUCCGAGAUUACUAUCAAAGACGAAAUAGCAACUUUUAGCUGAUGUAUGGCAAUGAAGAUGAAUGGGCAAUUCAGGGUACACAUGAAGAGAGGCCUCCUGCAAUAGAAAAGACAAAAGAAGACGUUUUUCAAAAGCCGGCUGAAGAUGUCCUUUUCUGGUGAAUGGAUGAUAGUCACUGGUGCUCUAUGGAAGGGGUUUUUGACUGGUUCACCAUGGGGAGAGAAUGCCUGCCAUUCAUCUUUCUGAUGCUGCUUCCCGUGGCCUUGGUCUGGGCAAACCCCCCAACACUCAACACCAUCAGUGAGCUCAGAACCAUUGAGUUUGGCCACCGCUUCCCACGCCACGGCCUUCAUCUGCUCUAUUUUAUAGCUCAUCAACUGGUUGUAGAUGAUGACGAUGUCAUAAUACCAACCUUUGUGCCAGACAGGGGAGACUGGGGCUUUGUUCCCUACAGUAAUUUAGAAGGGGUGUUUCCACCCCUGAAAGAUUAUAACCGACAGGGUUACUACUCAGCAGGGAGUCUGAAUACAUCAGCAGAAUCCUCACUCCCACCGUACGUCACCCAAAGCUAUCGCUACGCCCCAAAGCAUCCAGAGGCAAACAGGGACAGAGUGGUGGUCAGAACGCGCCCCAACAGCCAACUGUUAGAGGCGCUUUACAUUACGAAGUACUAUCCCCUUGGUGUUUGCCAGAGCCAUCAGUAUGACCCGAAAAACACCUGGCAAAUAAGCCCCACCCUCCUGAGAGAGAUACAUUCCUACUCAGCCAACCGGGUGGAUGGCCUCUCAGUGUUUCUGUUCAUCGCCUACUAUGAUGUAAGUUCAAGUUACUUUAACGAGCUCUGCGACUACUCUGACCCAUCCAGAGACAAUAACAUAGAUCAGGUGGAAGAUCCAUCAGCCCAACAGCCUCCCAACGAUUACACUGCUGUAAACAAAAGAGUUACCUUAAAUAACAGUAAUAACCACAUUGAGUGCUAUGAAAUAUUGCUGGAGGUGAAAGCCACGGACAACGGGUAUGCUCGGAUCAGAUGGUCUAAUAUCCCUGACACUUUGCUGGACAAGGGGGUCCAAGUGAAUGUCUGUAAAGAAGAUGGAAAUUGUUUUAUUUCACCUAUUGACAUGAGAAGCUAUGGAACCUACGACAGUGGUGAAUACCUAAACAAAGGCCUGAGCCCCCGUCUCCAAUUCAUAGACACAAAGGCUGAAAUUAUGCGUGGUCCUACCUAUGACAACACAGACAGGAAACUUCCCGUUGAAAUCCAAGGCUUCGAUGCCAGUUUUCAAGUUUACACUAAAGACACGCUUGCAUGUGCUGCCUUAUUCAUCAAGCCGAAUAGUGGUUGGAUGCAAAAAUCCUCUAAUUCAUGGGUAGGAUUGUACUCUGAUCACAGAAGUGACAGUUAUAUUGAAUGGAAAUGGGCUAAAGAAUUUCAAUGUAGUCAAAGCAUUCCAUAUUAUGACAUCUGUACACAUUGUUUUGGGACUGCCAUCAAACCUGGGGCCCAGGUUAGAUUCUUUCCAUCUGGGUCAUCUUCUACAGUAUCGAUGCCAUGGGAACGCUGAAUGAUUUCUUGCCAUUAAUUGAAACCAAGAAUUAGUGAACAUGUGUUUAAUAUGACUGCAGAAAGUGUUUGUUUGAUCAGUAAUAUUUGAUUAUGCCUAGCCCAGAAGGAAGUAUAUUUGCAUAUAGAAAUUGUAACUUACAAUUCUUGUCAAACUGACUUGAAAAGUUUGGAUGGCUUUGAA
Molecule: messenger RNA, 1850 nt
Organism: Esox lucius (northern pike)
Lineage: Eukaryota; Metazoa; Chordata; Actinopteri; Esociformes; Esocidae
Exons: 4
Coding region: 264-1667 (467 amino acids)
Source: RefSeq, a predicted model, not a curated record